CGUUCGUUCAUGUUGAAGAUCACGUCCCGCCCCGCCUUCAUUCUUUCUUUCUUCCUCCCUCUUUUUGUCUCUGCGCCGGGAGGAAGAGCGAGGGAAGGCCUCUUGUCCGGACUCCCGACGGCUCGCGUCCGGAAACUCAGUUGCAGAUCUUUAUUGGUUUGAUCUCUCAUCUUCUCGGUGUACUUGAAAGCGCGCUAAGAUGUUUUGUCUUUGAUAACUGAAUCAUACUGAUUUCCUUAAUUCUGAUCAGCCAUUUUCUUCGUUCGGCCUUCGAAAGCAUUCUUGGAGUAAGUUCGUCAGUAUCACUAUGAAGGCCCUCAUUCUCGUAGGAGGUUUUGGCACUCGUCUGCGUCCGCUUACUCUUAGUUUCCCAAAACCUCUAGUGGACUUUGCCAAUAAACCAAUGAUCCUUCAUCAGAUUGAAGCUCUAAAGGCUGUUGGAGUAACUGAAGUUGUGUUGGCCAUCAAUUACCAACCAGAGGUGAUGCUUAACUUCUUGAAGGAGUUUGAGUCAAAGAUUGGCAUUAAGAUCACCUGCUCACGGGAGACUGAACCACUGGGAACUGCUGGUCCCUUGGCCCUAGCAAGGGAUAAGUUGAUCGAUGGCUCCGGAGAGCCAUUCUUUGUCCUCAAUAGCGAUGUUAUCAGUGAAUUCCCACUUAAAGAAAUGAUUGAAUUUCACAAAUCCCACGGUGGAGAGGCAUCCAUUAUGGUCACCAAGGUUGAUGAGCCAUCCAAAUACGGUGUGGUUGUUCUUGAUGAGCAAACUGGGAAGGUCGAUAAGUUCGUGGAGAAACCAAGAAUUUUUGUGGGAAACAAGAUCAAUGCUGGGAUCUACUUACUGAAUCCUGCAGUUUUAGAUCGGAUUCAAUUGAGGCCAACCUCGAUUGAGAAAGAAGUCUUUCCGAAUAUUGCAGCAGAAAACAAACUGUAUGCAAUGGUCUUGCCAGGGUUCUGGAUGGAUAUUGGACAGCCAAGGGAUUACAUCACAGGCCUGAGACUCUACCUGGACUCCCUUCGCAAGACAUCAUCUCCUAUGCUGGCCUCUGGUCCUGAAAUUGUCGGAAACGUCCUAGUCGAUGAAACCGCACAGAUUGGUGAAGGCUGCCUGAUUGGCCCCGACGUGGCCAUCGGACCCGGCUGCGUCAUUGAAUCUGGUGUUCGUCUCUCGCGCUGCACUGUGAUGCGAGGAUCACGCAUCAAGCAGCAUGCCUGCAUUUCCAGCAGCAUAGUUGGGUGGCAUUCGACCGUCGGUCAGUGGGCUCGCAUCGCGAACAUGACCAUACUGGGCGAGGAUGUCCAUGUCUCGGACGAGAUAUACAGCAAUGGAGCUGUUGUACUUCCCCACAAGGAGAUCAAGUCCAACAUUCUGCAUCCCGAAAUCGUGAUGUAACUUGAUUGAUCAAUGCAGUAGAUGACUAAAUGAAAUGCAACGAGAAAGGGGGGAGUAACUCCAUUCAGUUGGUGUUGAUCACGGUUCCCGUGAAAGUCCUGUCCGUUCCGUCCCCAACUGUAAAGAAGUAUCUAUGUGAGAGAGGGAGAGAGAGAAAGAGAGGUCUGGUCUUUGUUAGAUGUACACAAGCAUCUUAGUUUUCUUACUGAAUAGUCACUGUUUGUCUGA
Nymphaea colorata (pocket water lily) is the source of this 1621-nucleotide messenger RNA. Its product is annotated as mannose-1-phosphate guanylyltransferase 1. Gene Ontology annotation, molecular function: mannose-1-phosphate guanylyltransferase (GTP) activity; GTP binding. The transcript has 5 exons. NCBI's taxonomy places the organism in Eukaryota, Viridiplantae, Streptophyta, Magnoliopsida, Nymphaeales, Nymphaeaceae. Gene Ontology annotation, biological process: cell wall mannoprotein biosynthetic process; GDP-mannose biosynthetic process. Gene Ontology annotation, cellular component: cytoplasm. The record is from RefSeq and is a predicted model, not a curated record. The coding region runs from base 308 to 1393 and encodes 361 amino acids.